AAAGAAGGUGGAUACGAGAAAGCUAUAAUAAACUCAGGAACUCCCUCUUCUCCAGAAGAGUCCUUUCCGUCGAGCGGAGACGACGACGACGGCGGCGGCGGCGCCGUGGAAACGCCCCAACUGGAGCUGCUUCCUCCCCUUUCUCUUACGAUCUGAGGGAUGUAGAAGAAAAUAUUAGGCCUUGCAGUGAUUGAUAGAGGAUGGAGAACUGUGACUGCAUUGAGCCACAAUGGCCUGCAGAUGAGCUUCUGAUUAAAUAUCAGUACAUAUCAGACUUUUUCAUCGCACUUGCUUACUUCUCCAUCCCUCUUGAGCUCAUUUAUUUUGUAAAGAAGUCUUCCUUCUUUCCUUAUAGAUGGGUUUUGAUACAAUUUGGUGCAUUUAUUGUUCUAUGUGGAGCAACUCAUUUGAUUAACUUGUGGACCUUUACCGUGCACUCAAAAACUCUUGCCAUUGUUAUGACCAUCGCAAAAGUUUCAACUGCUGUAGUGUCCUGUGCAACAGCUUUGAUGCUCGUUCACAUCAUUCCUGAUUUAUUAAGUGUGAAAACAAGGGAGCUAUUUCUGAAGAAUAAAGCUGAAGAGCUUGACAGGGAAAUGGGCCUGAUACGAACACAGGAAGAAACGGGAAGACAUGUUCGAAUGCUUACUCAUGAAAUCAGAAGCACACUUGAUAGAGAUACAAUACUAAAGACUACUCUUGUUGAGCUGGGGAGAACCUUGGGCUUGGAGGAAUGUGCACUAUGGAUGCCAUCACGUAAUGGUUCAUCGCUUUAUCUCUCCCGUACAUUGCACCACCAACUUCCUACUGGUUCCACAGUGCCAAUUAACCUUCCUGUAGUUAACCAAAUUUUCAGUAGCAAUCAUGCAAUGAUAAUUCCCCAUACUUGUCAAUUAGCAAAGAUACGACCAUCAUCAGGAAGAUAUGUGCCACCGGAGGUUGCUGCAGUGCGAGUUCCACUUUUACAUCUUUCAAAUUUUCAAAUAAAUGACUGGUCAGAACUUUCGGCGAAGAGCUAUGCAGUAAUGGUUUUGAUUCUCCCAUCAGAUAGUGCUAGAAAAUGGCAUGUGCAUGAAUUAGAGCUUGUCGAGGUGGUUGCUGAUCAGGUAGCAGUUGCACUUUCACAUGCAGCUAUACUAGAAGAAUCUAUGCGGGCACGUGAUCUACUAAUGGAACAAAAUGUUGCCCUAGAUUAUGCACGUCAGGAGGCAGAAUUAGCAAUUCGUGCUCGCAAUGAUUUUCUAGCUGUCAUGAACCAUGAAAUGCGAACUCCAUUACACGCAAUUAUUACACUUUCUUCCUUGCUUCUGGAGACUGAACUAAACCCCGAACAGCGAUCAAUGGUUGAGACCGUCUUGAAAAGUAGCAGCCUUUUGGCAACACUCAUCAAUGAUAUUUUAGAUCUUUCUAAGUUGGAGGAUGGAAGCCUUGAGCUAGAAAUUGGAAUUUUUAAUCUACAUUCUGUCUUCAGAGAGGUUGUAAAUUUUAUAAAGCCAAUUGCAGCUGUCAAGAAGCUAUCAGUGUCACUUACGCUGUCACCUGAUCUGCCAUUGUGUGCCAUUGGAGAUGAAAAACGGCUUAUGCAAAUUUUGUUAAAUAUAGUUGGUAAUGCUGUUAAAUUUACGAAGGAAGGUCACAUUUCACUUACAGCUUCCGUUGCCAGGGCAGAUUACUUGAGGGAUUUUAGAGCUUCUGAAUUUUAUCCAGUUUCUAGUGAUGGGCACUUCUACUUGAGAGUUCAGGUCAAGGAUACUGGUUGUGGAAUUAGUUCUCAAGAUUUACCACAUCUCUUCACCAAAUUUGCACACGGCCGGAAUGUAGCAAGUCGAGGAUUCAGUGGCAGCGGCCUUGGGCUUGCCAUUUGUAAGAGAUAUGUGAGUCUCAUGCAAGGUCACAUCUGGCUUGAAAGCGAAGGCAUUGGAAAGGGUUGCAUGGCAACAUUUGUAGUGAAACUUGGAAUUUGCGAAAAUCCAGAUGGAUCUCAGCAGAAAAUUGUGCUGUUGCCUUGGACAAAGCACGGGCAGGAAGAUACUUCUAGCUCAAGAGGAAUGCCAAAAGAUCCGAAAGCUUUUAUUCCAUUGAAGCCUCGGUAUCAAAGAAGUGUAUAGAUACUAUGGGAUAUAACUUACAAGCAUGCAAGUAUUCCCAUAUCUACACCAAAUAUAAUGUGAUUAAGGUGCAGGAGCUUUAUGUGGGAAAGAUUAAUGUUGGUGCUCUCAGGCUGCGUAUGUUGUUGUAGGGUUGACAUGUAAUUUUUAGAUGGGCAUUGUUGUUGCGUCAACUUGCCUUACAAUAUUCUAAUUUAUGCUUUCCCCACAUUCUUCACUUA
Messenger RNA from Musa acuminata AAA Group (dessert banana), 2329 nucleotides. RefSeq names its product probable ethylene response sensor 1 (gene MA-ERS3). NCBI's taxonomy places the organism in Eukaryota, Viridiplantae, Streptophyta, Magnoliopsida, Zingiberales, Musaceae. The transcript is spliced from 6 exons. Gene Ontology annotation, biological process: phosphorylation; signal transduction. The record is from RefSeq and is a predicted model, not a curated record. Gene Ontology annotation, cellular component: endoplasmic reticulum. The coding region runs from base 201 to 2108 and encodes 635 amino acids. Gene Ontology annotation, molecular function: phosphorelay sensor kinase activity; protein binding; ethylene receptor activity.